Molecule: messenger RNA, 637 nt
Organism: Myotis daubentonii (Daubenton's bat)
Lineage: Eukaryota; Metazoa; Chordata; Mammalia; Chiroptera; Vespertilionidae
Gene: DEMA1
Product: DPM1 ER membrane anchor 1
Source: RefSeq, a predicted model, not a curated record
AUGAGCUCUGACACCAUAGCAAUCAUCUUCGUCAUCCUCCUCCUCAUUUGCUUUACUUCCAUCCUCUUUUUAUUGAUGCUGUUUUUAUAUAAAUGUUUCCAAAGCAGGAAAACUGAAGAGACAGAAAACGGUCCUUGUGAAGAUUGUUUAACUGAUAAUGUGCAGACAAGCAAACCAGGAGACCAAGAAAAUAAUCUAAAGCAAAGCAUGAGGCCUGGCAUCCUUGUCCACAGACUGAGUAAAGAAAUGGUGGCCGCAUACUUGAAAAACAACAAGGACAUAGAGGGCGGAGUGGAGGGCAAAAUACAAGAGGAGCCAGAUCUUGAGGGUCCUAAAGAGAACAGUCCAAAGGACGCUGAUUUGCAAGGAGCACACAUAUCUGUCACUGGAACCCCUUCAGUUACUGACAUCAGCAAAAGACCUCUAAAAGAAGUGACGUUUUCUAGGGAGGUGAUUGUUGUGGAUCUCGGGGAGGAACACCCUGCACCGCAAAGCCAUAUUCAAGAACAUAAAGAGAGAAAAUGAAGGUCAGAAAAGGCUGAGAGUGAAAGCAACGUAACCUGAGACUAGCAGUGCAAUGACUGGGGGUAUGAAAUCAUGUCGAAACGGCAAAAUAAUGGAGAAUUAAGCAAAUACA